UGCAAAAAGUUUUACAUACAGCAAGGAGUCUCCAAUAACGCAAAUGCACGACGCACUGCUGGCCCCCACAAAGCUAAAGGGACCCGCUUCAUUUCACUGUCGUAUCGGGCCCUGGGAAAGCGACCGGAACGUUUGCCGAGGAACCGACCCCUUGAAUGGUGGGUUUUCUUAACCCCAACACAUUAGAGGAACAGUUGGUUUCGUACCAAGCGUCCGGAGGCAAAACAAAAAGCCAAAGCUGAGUUACUUGUGAUUAAUGUCACAAGUGUUGGGUUUUCGCUAUAUUUUUGAGUGGUUAGGGUUUUUGUUCGCUAAUUCAGGGUUUACGAGAUCCCGGUAAGUUCAGAGCCUUGGAAGAAGAAGAGGAAGAUGGAAGCGAUGUCGAUGGAAUCGCUGCCUCUGGGGUUCAGAUUCAGGCCGACGGAUGAAGAGCUCAUAAAUCAUUACCUCAAGUUGAAAAUCAACGGCCGUCAUUCCGACGUCCGGGUCAUCUCCGAAAUCGACGUUUGCAGAUAUGAGCCCUGGGAUUUGCCUGUUAACUGCUUAAUUUGUGAAAAAAAAGAGCUUUCGGUGAUAAAGACGGACGAUCCAGAGUGGUUCUUCUUCUGUCCGCGUGAUCGGAAGUACCCAAACGGGCAUCGUUCCAACAGGGCCACUGACGCCGGAUACUGGAAAGCGACCGGCAAGGACCGCACCAUCAAGUCCCGUAAGUCUGGGUCUAAUACCACCUUGAUCGGCAUGAAGAAGACCUUGGUUUUCUACAGAGGCCGUGCUCCGAAGGGGGAGCGCACAAACUGGAUCAUGCACGAGUAUCGUGCUACCCAGAGACAACUUGAUGGUACUCAUCCCGGCCAGGCUCCUUUUGUACUGUGUCGCUUGUUCAGAAAGCCAGAGGAGAAGGCGGACAUUGUAAAGUAUGAUGAAGUGGAUAAUACUGGCUCAUCUCCUACCACUACCAAGUCCUCUCCUGACGAUUUAUCAUCGGAUGUGGUUCAAGAAACACCAAUGUCAGAUGUGCAAGUUGGUAACCAAUCUGAAGGUAUAAAGAGAUGGUUGACCGAUGAGUUGGAUAACGUCACCCCUAAUGCUCAUAUGCCUGUUGACACAAGUAGCAUUAGUUAUAUGGCGUCUGAUGUGGAAGAAGAUCAUGUACAAGAAGGUACUGGUAUAGAGGUUCAUCAGCCUCUGGGAGAUAAUUCAACGAUCUAUGAGCCUGCUUCUUGCCAGAUCGAUUACAUAGAUUUCUCCCCGUCGCAACCACAGAAUCACACACAGCUGGCCCCUUAUAAUCUGGGUUCACCUUUUGCCAGUGACUUUGGCAACGACAAUAACACAUUCCAUUCUCUUGGUGACACAAGUGAACAGGACAUAUCUUUUACAGAGUUGUUCGAUGAGGUGUUCAAUAACCAUGAUUUGGACUCGUGGGAUGAAUCAGCCACUCAGAAGAACUCAGUUGUGGGAAGUGGCACCCAUUUGUCUAGUCAAGUAUGUAAGGUAGAGGCUGUACCACCUGGAAGCUCCUAUGUUAGGGAAAGUGAUGCAUACAGUGAUGUGGCCCGAAUUCAGCAUGAUGAUAAUUGGCAGUUAUUACAAAGGCAAAAUUCAUUUGGAUCUUUCCAUGCUUUUGCGCCACUUGUUGACUGGGAACUUAAGGGGGAAAAUAUGGCCGACCUUUGGGAUAAUUCUGUGGGAUUUGAUGCUUCACCUGCCAAUUCUGCUCUGGGCUUAACCUAUGGGCUCAAUUCUGAAGAAAUGGCAGAGGAGAAGAAUCCGGUUAACUACAGCAGUGGUCCUGUUGGUGGAUCUGUUAUCAAGAUUAGGAGCCGGCAGCCUCUACAUCAACCAAAUUCAGACAAAUUUGGAACUCAAGGCACAGCGCCAAGAAGAAUCCUUAUGCAGAUGAAUACUUCUACUGGGUCAGCUUGCUAUAGUGAAGUGAGAGGAGGAAGCUGUAGUGAAGGAGAAGAUGAAGUACAAUCAACUGUUCUCGAGGACAAACAAUCUUUGGACUGCAGGCCUACCUUUUCUGAGCCAGAGGAAGACAGUGAGCUUUUGAAGGUUCAAGGCACCGCUCAUCAUAGUAAAGAUAGUGGUGCAAUCCACAGUGAAGAUGAAGAUGAAGUGCAAUCAACUCUUACUGAGGCCAAAGAAGCCUCAGAGCACAGCCCUACUUUUUGUAAGCUAAAGGAAGAGAGUGAAGAAGCCUCUGAGCAUGCGUCUAGAUUUGCUGAGCCAGAGGAAGAGAGUGAAGAAGCUUCAGAGCAAGGUUCUAGCUUUGUCGAGCCAGAGGAAGAAUACAAGCUUUUGACUUCUGAGGAGUACAAGGGAACUAAUGGAGAAUCCUCGGCAAAACUUAGGUUAGGAGUGACACAAGGUAUUCUGCAGGGCAGCAGGCAGAUAGGGGUGACCCAUUUUGUGAAAUGUUCUUCUCGUGCCCCACGUUCCUUGUUAAUCUAUACAGUUGGAGUUUCUCUAGUUGUGCUCCUGUCUGCAGCCUUUAUUGGGGUAUGGAUAUGAUUUAGAUCCUGAUGUUUUGCAGCAGUAGCUGUAGGGAGUCUGUUCCCAUGCGUGUUGCAUGCUUGGAAACAAGUUUAGGUUUGAAAUUGAUUUCCUGUAUGCAUUUGUACAUGUGUCUAGAAUUGCCAAAUGUUGUGUACCCUACUGAACAACUUCGUUUUGCUUUCUUAGGUUUCUUUUUGUGUAUCCCCGCGUUUGCGUUGUUGGAUAUUUUAUACAUAUGUAUGUAUAUCAGAUUCCGAGUUUUAGCUAAA
Molecule: messenger RNA, 2771 nt
Organism: Carya illinoinensis
Lineage: Eukaryota; Viridiplantae; Streptophyta; Magnoliopsida; Fagales; Juglandaceae
Product: protein NTM1-like 9
Exons: 7
Coding region: 370-2517 (715 amino acids)
Biological process (GO): regulation of DNA-templated transcription
Molecular function (GO): DNA binding
Source: RefSeq, a predicted model, not a curated record